Molecule: messenger RNA, 1467 nt
Organism: Cottoperca gobio
Lineage: Eukaryota; Metazoa; Chordata; Actinopteri; Perciformes; Bovichtidae
Gene: tmem263
Product: transmembrane protein 263
Exons: 3
Coding region: 263-625 (120 amino acids)
Source: RefSeq, a predicted model, not a curated record
CCAGACAAUAACAACUACUUUAAUUUGCAUUCAUCCAGCAGCUGGAGCUCCAUCCUGCGGACAGACUGUACCUCUGUGUGUUUUUAUGGGUGGAGACUGAGGUCGUCCUCCAGAAAAAUAUAGUCAGACAGACAACACAAGUCUAACCAUCAUCAGCUACAAUAUUACAGGCCGCGGAACCGCAACAUUAUUUUAUGCGCAGUUAGUUUUAAGUCCCGCACAGCACAUUGGAUCAUUGUGAUAACGUCACAAAGCGAGAGAGAUGAGUGAGGCGGAGCAGGUGCCUGAGGACAUGCCUGCAUACCUUAACGAUGAGCCAGCUACAGAUGAAAACAAGGACCAUCCACAGACGCAGCCGGGCAUGUUUGGCAGGUUGGCGGGCGGCUUGUACGGUGCCACCAAGGGAGCCUUAGGAGCCACUGUGGGUGGUGUGACCUGGAUAGGAGGGAAGAGUCUGGAACUCACCAAGACCACCGUCUGCUCUGUAGCCGCUCUGCCUGGGAUGGGAGUGGGGCUGGUUAAAGGAGGAGUAUAUGCUGUAGCUGGAGGAGUGACUGCUGUCGGUUCUGCAGUGGUCAGCAAAGUUCCCAUAGGAGGAGGCAAAAAGAAGGACAAGUCUGACUGACAGGGAGAGGAGGAGAGUGAACAUACACAGCUGAGGUGUUACGGUUCGCACUGUGUUGUUGCCUGUGCUAGCAGGAAAUGAGCAACAGAAGACUCAAAAGUUUAGUGUACACAUUUUUGGUGAGGGGUCUUUGUUUUUUUCUUUAGUUUGUUUUUAAAUGUGAUUGUUGGUCAAUCCACGUUCAUAUACUUAUGUGGCUAGGACCCACAAAGCAAGAACUAACAAAGACUCCUGCUCCGAUGUUAAAGGAAACACACUAUUAUCACCAGUGCCUCAAAUUGUUCAAAUAAAAUGUCCAUGUUUCAUUUUUGACAAGUGACAACACUGUUUUCACUGCAAAAUGUUGUAUUUGCCACAAAGUUAACUUUAGUACCAGAGGAGAAAAAAGCUCAGAGUGUAAAUGCACUUGCAUUACAUUUCACUUGCUAGACAAUCAUUGAUCAAUGAUGAUUUAUAACUGACAAGGAGGUCAACUCGGAUCAGAAAAUGUAUUUGUUCAGCUUGCACAAAUAAACAAAUAUAUCUGAUCAAAGAUGUGAUGGGAAAAGUACAGUCCAGUUUAAAUUCUAAACCACCUGCUGGGUACAGUGGACUGGAUAUUUCACUGGUAAAUGUUUGUGACAAUUUUCAAUUUUUCUCUGAAUUCACAUCGCUCUCUGGUGGUUAUAUUUCCACCUCAGUGGAAGGCAACUCAUACUUUUGAUACAGAAUCUGAUUUAUUACGAUAAUUAUUGUGUGACAAAAUGAAAGUCACAGUAUUUUGAUUGCAAUGAACUUUAUUUCCAGUCGUAGUGUUAAUUGAUUCAUUGUGACUAUCGAUAAAUAAAACAUUUUAAAUGACA